CCCUCGCCACCCCCGUGUCUCUUUCCCUCUUUCUGGAUAUUGUAUAGAGAACGUUAUGCUAAAGUAUGCAUGCACGAGGGUCGGUCCAAUGGUCAGGAAUCUCGCGAGUUCGUUCGUUCUACGGCGGCACGUAUCCGGACCCGGUACUCGUUUCUCCUUGACUCCGGUAUUCGCGGAUCGCGGCGACGUCACGUCCUUUAUCGCAUUAUCGCCGUCGUCGUCGUCCUCGUCUUCUUCUUCUUCUUCUUCUUCUUCUUCUUCUUCGUCUACUACAUCGUUAUCGUCAUCGUCGUCGUCGUCGUCGUCAUGAGUGUGGCGGGGGAGGCGGCGCUAAGCCGCGACGCGCGUGCACUUCCGGUCGAUCGGUAAGGUGGAGAUCGGCCCGGCCUUGCGGCAACGAGAGGGGGCUUCUGGCGGGGGAUGAUUCCAGCGUAAUGACGAUCGGCCCGAAUUGUUGCGAUGGAAUAUGGGAUCUGGAGUCUUCACGUCGCGGGUGAACUUUGGGGUGACCCGCGUCUCGCCCGAAGGCAUCCGAUUCUGCCUCCCGGUGCGACGCAGAUCCUGCCGAGGGCCGCCUUCGCUCUGAGCGCCCUUCAUCGGCCGGAUACGCUGCCGCUGCCGUUGACGGCGGCGGGGCCGCCCUACGUCCCCAUGGAACUGGUCACGAAACCGGCAUCGGUCGCGUCCACCAAUGCCGAGGACGCCGAGGACGGUGAGAAGAGUACGAACGCUGAAGAUGAGGACUCUCAGCAGCGCGACGACAACGAAGGCAACAUCGAAAAAACCGAUCAAAACGAAAAUCAGACCUGCGUGCCAACCGAAAACAACGACAACGAAGAUGCUGGCGACGAGAGCGAUACUGGUAGCACCAAUAGCUCGCACCGAUCAGCCAACAACAAUCUAUCGAUCGCGAAGCUUCCCGAUCCGAUGUCGUGCUUGGCCCUCGACAAGGAAGGAACGGUGACACCAGUCCUCAAUGGGUGGGUGUUGGGCGCUUACACGGCGAUGCUGGGCAGGCUGUCGGCCGCCACUGCAGCACUCGAGGCAACGGAAGUUCUCAAUAUUCCCUCCGACAGCGACUCCGAGAGCGAGCACUCCUCCUAUACUGAAAAAUCGAGAGGCAGCAGCCCAAACGUGAAUAGCAUUCACGGCGGCUACUCGUGCGGCUCGUGCGACGUAAUGGCGCCGACGAGACCGGCCCUGAGGAAGCACAUAGCCGAUUGCCAUCCGGCACUAUCCGGCACGGAGACCGGCGAGACCAAGAGGUGUCCGUCCACGGGCUGCGACUUCACGACGAGCAGCAGGUGCGAGAUGGAGACCCACGUGGCGGCGCACGUGGCCCAGGGGAUGACUCCUACGGGGAAGAAGCGCUCGCUGGCCUUGCAACGCGUCAGGUAUAGAUACGAGAGAGAGGAGUAUCGGUGCUCGCUGUGCUCUUACGCGUGCACGAUCGAAAAGGCGUUCCAGAGACAUUUGCGGGCCCACGCGAGGGGCACCGCACCGGAGACUAGGGUGAGCUGCGCCGUCUGCGGCGCCGACCGAUCCUCCGAGGUCGAUCUCAGCAGGCACAUGCGGAGGCAUCGCGAUGACCGGUACUUUUGCUGCGACAUCUGCAUCUUUCGCACGGUGCAAUUGAAAAAACUGAUACAGCAUCGGCGCAUGCACACGGGCGAGAAGCCGCAUCUGUGUCCGCACUGCGCUUAUCGAAGCGCGCGUCGUGACAAUCUGCGCAGCCACGUACGACGAGUACACAAGAAGGAGAACCUAUACUGCGACACCUUCAGCCCGCGCGGCAUGCUGAUAACCCCCUCGCUGCUGGCCUCCUCGAGAGACAUCGCCGAGAAUGCCGAUCCGACGCAGAGUCCGGCGUCCUCGCCGUCCUCGAAUCCGGACGCGACCAACUAGCGAAGAUGCUCCCGGAAAACGCGGAGGAAAACAGCAGCCCGAUCGGGAGAUUCGCGGAGGAAGAGAACCGCGAUUCGCAGGCUCUUUAUACGUCCUCAUUUUGUCAAUACUGCGAUCUAGAUAUUAGAAUUCACAGGGAAGGCUUGUACACAAGUGCUGAAUUCGGUAGACGAUCGAAGAAGAAUCGCAAUCGAAAAUUAAGCCCAAGAUCGAGGCAAAUCGACUCUGUUUGAAAUUUUGCGAAAAAGUAACGAUUCGAGAGGUAAAAUAAAAAGAGUAAACAACUAGUAGAAGUAAUUUGAUCAAUAGCAGAAAUGUCGAUCGAGCAGAAAGGAUCUAACGAAACGCGAUUGUUCUCCAAAUCAGCCCCGACAAGGCUUCCCCUCUUAGGCGCUAGGAAACGUAUAGAUUAUUGCAUGCGAACAUCGAUAAUUUAAUGUAAUCUUUGAAUUCUAACGAGAUCUUGUAUUAACUAUAUAAACGUCCAGGUGUUAUAUCGCGUAGCCGAUUCGACAAAGUAUGACGAUAUCGGCUGUCCGCCCGUUCGAUCGGUGAUGGCGAACGGGGAAAGCUGCAUGAUGGUGCUAGAAUUGUAGACUGGAUCACACGGAGAAAGACUGAAAGUAGAAACGAAUUCACGGCGAGACGUGAUGUCGAUCGUUUUUUACGUUCCUCCGCACCGAUCGCCGUGACUAAAAAAAUAAAAAAAAAAAAGAGAGAAUUGAAAGAAAUUGCAAUUCAGCAAAGUUUAAGACUGCAACUCUAUACUGUUCCGAGGAUUCUCGUUUGUUGAAUGUCGUGACGUUUUAUUGCUUCUCAUUAACUAAUUAUAAACUCGAUUCGAUUUUAAUAUUAAUUUUAAUUC
Molecule: messenger RNA, 2770 nt
Organism: Camponotus floridanus (Florida carpenter ant)
Lineage: Eukaryota; Metazoa; Arthropoda; Insecta; Hymenoptera; Formicidae
Product: RE1-silencing transcription factor B
Exons: 7
Coding region: 460-1905 (481 amino acids)
Biological process (GO): regulation of transcription by RNA polymerase II
Cellular component (GO): chromosome
Molecular function (GO): chromatin insulator sequence binding
Source: RefSeq, a predicted model, not a curated record